AUGGCGGAAUUCUAUAAUGACAAAGUAUUCAUCAAGCAUGAAAUCGAGCACAAUCCUAAACCUGAAGAUGCGGGAAGAAUCAAAGUCUAUGCGACUAUUGUCUUGCCCGAAACCUUAUAUCCUAGAAUAGUUUGGCCGACAGUACUCGUUUGCUCCUUGCCUGCCAAAGAGCUCCAUUUGGAUAACUCGUGGAAUUAUAGAUGGGAACAACUGAGUUGCUUAGAGGACGAAGAAUGUCUCACUCACUAUCAGGUUCUUUGUGCCAAGUAUAAACUCACUGGACACGUCGUUGAUGUUUUGCGUUCCGUUAACUACUCUCCAGAUUGUGCUUUGUCAGUGUAUAUUACCUUUAAGUCUAGAGGUCCUUUUACGGCUGAAGACUAUGCCGACAUGUAUAGAUCACGACGAGCAAUGGAAGAGCAAAACUCGAUACUUGAAGGGGAAGUGCCGAUACUUGAAGUGGAAGAGGCGAUACCUGAAGAGGAUGUGCAAGUACACUCAUUUGGUGAGGAUACCAUCGAUAUCCCGGUUAAGCCGGCAAGUAAGUUUGCGGUUGACUCGUUGCCAAGGAAAGUAUACAAAAAGACGUUGUCCGGUUCCAACAUGUGCACAGUUUGUUUGGAUGGCUUUAAAAUGGGAGAAAGCGUCGUGACCUUACCCUGUGGACACGAGUUUGGCGAUAGCUGUAUCCUCGGUUGGUUUGCCCGCAAUCAUGUGUGUCCAUUGUGCCGUUUCGAGUUACCAUGUGAAGAUUAG
Molecule: messenger RNA, 756 nt
Organism: Thlaspi arvense
Lineage: Eukaryota; Viridiplantae; Streptophyta; Magnoliopsida; Brassicales; Brassicaceae
Source: the annotation of a GenBank genome assembly